Messenger RNA from Arachis ipaensis, 450 nucleotides. The record is from RefSeq and is a predicted model, not a curated record. NCBI's taxonomy places the organism in Eukaryota, Viridiplantae, Streptophyta, Magnoliopsida, Fabales, Fabaceae.
AUGGAUGUUAUGUUAUAUAAGAUAUUUGGUGAUCCAGAUGCGGCAGAUUUUGUGUUCAUAAGUGGAGUGGAUAUACUAACAUUAGGGAUAAAUGUUACCCACCAAGUUGUAUUGACUGAUUCUGAUCGAGAAAAGUUGGCAAGUUCAAAUGGAAAAUUCGCUCAAUACUUGACCAAAAUUCUCGAUCUGUAUUUCUCGUAUCAUCGUGAGGCCUACAACACCGACGGGGUUUACCUUCAUGACCCCACAGCAUUUCCUGCAGCUAUUGAUCAUACUCUUGUAACCUACAUGGAGGGUAGUGUUAGAGUUCAAACCAGUGGCAUUACAUGGGGUCUUACAAUACUGUACAACAAACAAAAAAGGUACUGUUAUGCUGGCUUGAAAUUUAUCUUCAUUUAUUUGCAGUUUGAUAAAAGAGAAGUCUUGGAGCAAUGAUAGAGUUAUCUUUGU